CAGCGGGUAUUCCUCUCCCAUUCCGACCGCAAAGUGUGGCUACUCUUCGAUUACGCCGAACACGACCUCUGGCACAUAAUCAAGUUCCACAGGGGGGCCAAAGCCAACAAGAAACAAGUGGUUACUCCCAAAGGAAUGGUUAAGUCACUCAUCUAUCAGAUAUUGGAUGGUAUUCAUUAUCUGCACACCAAUUGGGUUCUGCACAGAGAUCUCAAACCGGCCAACAUUCUAGUGAUGGGUGAGGGGGCAGAGAGGGGUCGCGUCAAGAUCGCUGACAUGGGUUUCGCGCGACUGUUUAACGCACCCCUUAAACCAUUGGCCGAUUUGGAUCCAGUAGUGGUGACUUUCUGGUAUAGGGCACCGGAACUACUACUGGGCGCCAGACAUUACACCAAAGCCAUAGACAUUUGGGCCAUCGGUUGCAUAUUCGCCGAACUGCUCACCUCUGAACCCAUAUUCCACUGCAGACAGGAAGACAUCAAGACCUCCAACCCCUACCAUCACGACCAACUCGACCGCAUAUUCAAUGUGAUGGGCUUUCCAUUAGACAAGGAUUGGGACGACAUCAGGAAAAUGCCGGAACACCCGACCCUUUCCAAGGAUUUUAAGCGAAAUAAUUACCAGAGCUGUUCACUCGUCAAGUAUAUGGAGAAACAUAAAGUAAAACAGGACUCCAAAGCAUUUCAAUUAUUGCAAAAAUUACUGCUUAUGGAUCCCACCAAACGGCUCACAUCAGACACAGCUAUGCAGGACUCGUACUUCCAGGAGGACCCCCUUCCCACUCAAGAUGUAUUCCAUGGCUGUGCCAUACCGUACCCAAAGCGGGAGUUCCUAACCGAUGAUGAGAAUGAGGACAAAAAUGACACGAAUAAUAAGCAACAAAACAAUAACAAUCAGAAUCACGAUAAUAAUAAUCACAACCAUUCGGCCAAACGGGUUCGCAUGAGCGGAAUGGGCGGUCAAAACAUACCUCCAGUCUCGUCGAGUUCGGGCAAUUCGGGCCAUGGAUUGCAGAACCAGAACACUAUGUAUUCUAGUAGUCAACAAAUGGCCGGAAACUAUCAACAACGGUAUCCAUGAAUGAGUGAAUUUAUAAAUUACCGGUACAUAUAAAAGUAUACCAGUGCCUGGUGCACAGGUAUGUUUUAUUGUGUUAUAUUCCGCACUCAACUUAAUUGGUACUAAAAAUUAGAAAAUUAGUGUAAUUUACUUGAUUAAGUUGUAUAAUUGUACAGUAAAUUCAAUUUAUGGGAUAUGUUUGCAUAGGUAUUAAUGUUUUCUAAGGGUAUAUCGUAAUACCGAUUGAAUUAUUUGUUAAUAAUAAUAAUAGUUUUGUAUAAAUAGAGUACCGU
This is a messenger RNA of Oppiella nova, 1352 nucleotides long. The record is from the annotation of a GenBank genome assembly. NCBI's taxonomy places the organism in Eukaryota, Metazoa, Arthropoda, Arachnida, Sarcoptiformes, Oppiidae.